UGUACAGUCUCACCUAACUUCACACGCUCCACGCACACGCUGCGCUCUGUGGAGCAGCAACAGGACAGACCGGAAGACCAUGUCUCCGAUCAAGGACCUGUUUCUGUCAUAUGAAGCCGUCAACGCGGAGAGAGUCUUCUCCGAGGGCGACAUCCUCACCGGGACGCUGUCCCUGACAUUGUCCAAAGACACUAGAGUGAAAGCGAUCUUUGUCAAAGUCAAGGGGGACGCGCGCGUCAAGUGGACAGAAGGAAGUGGAGAAGACUCGACCACGUACUCUGCGCACAUUCGAUAUUUCAAACUCAAAGAAUACUUAUUGGCAGAAAACGGCAAAGGCACUGCACUUUCCAAAGGAGUCCAUCUCUUCAAAUUUACCUUUCAAAUCCCAUAUGGGGACAUGCCGUCAUCCUUCAAGGGUAAACAUGGAAGUAUUGUCUACAUGCUUGAAGCCAAGGUGAAGAAGAGCUGGCGGUGGCCGUCCAAGGCACAAGCCGAGUUUAACCUUGUCUCAAACGUCUUGCGAUACUUUGGACUCACUGCAAUGUGUCCACAGGGUGGUUCAGUGAAAAAGACGAUGGGUGUUUUUUCUAAAAGAGUGGUCCAACUGCAUGCUGUCAUGAACAGAAAGGUUUGCUCCCCAGGUGACAGCUUUUCAGUGGUUGCCACAAUCCGCAACCCGUCUUCCAAAACCAUAAAGCCAAAAUGUGGCUUAUAUCAGGAAAUAGUGUACCGCGUCAAAGGCUCCAACAAAACCUGCGUUGAACGUCUGUGCAGAAUAGUCGGGGAUGCGAUCAUGCCAAACUCGGACGAGACAGUCAUCUGGCAGAUGAAUGUUCCCCCCAACGCAAUCUACACCAUGAGCAAUUGUGAUAUUAUCUCAGUCAUAUAUUACGUCAAGGCGUAUUUGGACAUCAGCUUUGCUUUCGACCCAGAGGUGGUGCUACCACUGGUUGUCAUUCCCGCCACCUUUGCCCAGCUUGAGCCAGGUGAAGCUGAGAGGGGCCCAAGUGACAGCGACUUCCCUCCCUCUGCUUAUUCUGCUGAAUAUAACAAGUGGUCAUAAUAAUCACUGGCCUCCAUACCAAAAAUACACUUCUGCUCAUUCUCCUGUACACGGGGCCCGAUGUAUGACUUAAAAUAUGUGAAAAUAUGUACAUUGGUGACUUGCAGCAUUUCAAACGGUUUGUUACACACACAACUGAGCCUAUUUCCCCUUGACUGGAACAACAUACAAAAUCAUCUGAAACUGAAUGAUCAGGUCUCACUGGGCACUUUGAAAGUGUUGCCUGAUUGCACUUUACUCUGAGUGUGUUGACAAUCUGCCAAUUUUAUAUUGUAUUCUCUAUGUUUUGUUAUGUUAUGUAUGUGUGUUUUAUUAUUUUUGUAUUGUGUUACCCUGACAUUUUCUAAAACCUAUAUGUACUACUACUGCCUGUCUUGGCCAGUGCACUGAGAAGAUAGGUUUUCAUUAGCAUCUAAUGCAUUUCCUCUGCAUAUCUGCAGUUUGCUGUACUUGAGUACAUUUCGGCAACCUGAGAGUGUCGCAACAGACCAAAACAUCUGCAAACAGCAAAAAUAAAAUUGCAUUUGUGAAUAAAGUGGCUGUAGUGACUAGUAAUGACGACAAGCGCAGAAAUAAAGUGAAAUGGACUGAUUAUUAAUCUCUCCCAUGUUCACAUGAAAACAAUAAUAUAUGUGGUAGUUAUUGAUCCUAGUCUCGUGUGUCGAUCAGAGUCAUGAUUUAAGGUUUGGGUGUGGACCCAGAAUCUGAGGAUUUUCAGAUUUCAAAGUGGGCCCCAGCACUCUUUCAAUUUAGGAAUGGAUGCAGUAGUGAAUACAGUUUGAGUGCAUCCAUGUCUCAUGAAUUUCAUCAAGGCCUUUCCACAUUCUUGGCUGAGCAUCAUGACAGAGAAAAACAUCACAUGACCUUGCAAGUCCUAAAAGCUGUCCCAUUCCUCACAGUAACGAGUGGGUAAUCCCAUUCAGCCUGGAACAAUGCUUUCACCCUCUAACAGAUUUAUGACCUUGAAGUCUAAUUGGUAGUCCAUGGAGUCGAUGCAUACUGGUAGUAAACACGUGUUUUUUGCCUGCUAUAGUGGUAAACAAGAGUGUGUUUGGGGAAAGCCCCAGUUUUCCUGUAAUGAAAGACAAUAGCUGGAUAUGCAAAGCAGCACACACACACUAUGCUCUCAUUACCAACCACUAAGUGUCUCUUAAGCAUUCUUUCCAUUAAUGUGACUCUGAUCCGAUUUUUUUUCCAGAGAAAUCAAUUCCAAUUUUUAAGUCCGAAAUAUGAUACUUCAAUAUUAUGAGGUCCUAGACAGAUAUACAUCGUCUUGUCUCGAGAACUUUGUAGUUAUGGAUGUGAACAGUCAACUCUGAUCUGUAUCGAACUUGAACUGAACAAUAUGGAUGCUAAUGUGAACGUAGCCACAUGGACCCAAGUGAUUGAGAUUUAUUUUGUCCCUAUUAAACGUCCGUGUUGACAGACCACUUGCAAUAUAAUGGCAGUUCAUAAAUGUACUU
Messenger RNA from Solea senegalensis (Senegalese sole), 2526 nucleotides. Its product is annotated as arrestin domain-containing protein 3-like. The record is from RefSeq and is a predicted model, not a curated record. Gene Ontology annotation, biological process: protein transport. Gene Ontology annotation, cellular component: cytoplasm; plasma membrane. NCBI's taxonomy places the organism in Eukaryota, Metazoa, Chordata, Actinopteri, Pleuronectiformes, Soleidae. The coding region runs from base 80 to 1063 and encodes 327 amino acids. The transcript has 6 exons.